This is a messenger RNA of Penicillium macrosclerotiorum, 675 nucleotides long. Its product is annotated as ESCRT-III subunit protein DID4. Bases 1 to 675 code for a protein of 224 amino acids. Gene Ontology annotation, cellular component: multivesicular body; ESCRT III complex. Gene Ontology annotation, biological process: late endosome to vacuole transport; protein transport; endosome transport via multivesicular body sorting pathway. The transcript has 5 exons. The record is from RefSeq and is a predicted model, not a curated record. NCBI's taxonomy places the organism in Eukaryota, Fungi, Ascomycota, Eurotiomycetes, Eurotiales, Aspergillaceae.
AUGAAUAUUGUCGAAUGGGCGUUUGGUAAGCGUAUGACGCCCGCCGAGCGUCUGCGCAAACACCAACGAGCCCUCGAUCGGACACAGCGCGAACUGGACCGAGAGCGUACAAAGCUGGAGAACCAGGAGAAGAAGCUGGUGCAGGAUAUCAAGAAAAGUGCAAAGAAUGGGCAGGUUGGAGCCUGCAAGAUUCAGGCCAAAGAUCUGGUUCGGACUCGCAGAUAUAUCCAAAAGUUUUAUCAGAUGCGCACGCAAUUACAAGCCAUCUCACUGCGAAUUCAGACCGUUCGCAGUAACGAGCAGAUGAUGCAGUCUAUGAAGGGCGCGACCAUGCUUCUGGGAAGCAUGAACCGUCAGAUGAAUCUCCCGGCUUUGCAACGCAUUACAAUGGAAUUCGAACGAGAGAACGAAGUGAUGGACGAGCGUCAAGAGAUGAUGGAUGAGGCGAUCGACGAGGCAACAGGAAUGGAGGAUGAUGAAGCAGAAGGCGAAGAUAUCGUGAAGGAAAUACUAGAUGAAAUUGGUGUCGAUCUCGGCCAAGCGCUGGGCGAGACACCAUCGGGAGAGAUACAGAAAGAGUCGACAGGUGGCGCUCGGGUAGCGCAGGCUAUCGGAGGCGGAGGAAAUGCCAGUGACGAUGAUCUUCAGGCGCGCCUCGAUAGUUUGCGACGAUGA